This is a messenger RNA of Eleginops maclovinus (Patagonian blennie), 8074 nucleotides long. RefSeq names its product dedicator of cytokinesis 8 (gene dock8). Gene Ontology annotation, molecular function: guanyl-nucleotide exchange factor activity. Gene Ontology annotation, cellular component: cell leading edge. NCBI's taxonomy places the organism in Eukaryota, Metazoa, Chordata, Actinopteri, Perciformes, Eleginopidae. The record is from RefSeq and is a predicted model, not a curated record. Gene Ontology annotation, biological process: small GTPase-mediated signal transduction; positive regulation of establishment of T cell polarity; positive regulation of T cell migration.
UUUACACCCAGGAAAGCUGCGCGGCCGACACUAGCAACACGAGUGUUGACAUGACAGUGGAUCUGUAGCAAGGAGAAGGAGCGGCGCGUCGGUGACAGCGCGGUGGGCUGACCGCAGAAACACACCGGAGUCAACGGAACCGGACUUUAGACUCACAUGGCUUCUCUAAACAGCGCAGACCGACGAGCUUUUGCUCUAAAAAUCAACAGGCACUCUUCUGCUGAGAUUAGACGACACUUCGUUGGGAACAAUGUUCCUCAACACAGCCGAACCAACUCCAACGCUUCGGCCUCCGUCUACCUAACUGUGCCUCAGUCAUAUGAAGCAGUGGAGCCCUUAGACCUGGAGGAAUUCCUGAUGUCACAGCUAAAAAGUGGAGACUCUGCCCUGAUGCAGGAACUUGGGGACUUUCCUGAGGAUGACCUGAAGGUGGAGCAGGUGGAGAAGGAGUGCCGCACUGUGCGACACUCUGUCCCUGAAGAUGGACUGGAGUUGGAUCCACAUGUGAGAGACUGCGUAAAGAGUUACAUUCAGCCGUGGCUUCUCGUCUCUAGAAGGUGCCAGGGCGAUGGCUGGAGUGCUUAUUCGGAACGUGCAGGCCUACACAAACUCCUUCGAAAACAAACCUUUGAGUCCGACAUGGAGCCAUCAGACAACCAACAGAAGCCAGUCAAGUCUCCCACACUAGCGGGGCUGAGUGAUGACUCUGGUCGCACACUGACCUCCUCCGACUUUAACUUGCGGUGUUUGACCCCGGACCAGAGGGUGGAGGGGUUGCUGGCGUUCAGCAGCCAUGAUGAGCUUGACCGCUUCAACCAGGAGGCCCGGCAUAGCAACAGGCACCCUGAGCUGUUUGCUCUGUACCCUCCCGCCGACGAGGAAGAUGCGGUGGAGAUCCGGCCCAUCCCUGACUGCCCCAAAGAACACACUGGAGACCGCAUCAUGAUCCGAUGCCAGGCCAUCAAGUUUGAGAUUGAAAUUGAGCCCAUAUUUGCCACUAUGGCUUUGUAUGACCUGAAGGAGAAGAAAAAGAUAUCAGAGGAUUUCCAUUGUGAUCUGAACUCGGAAUACUUCAAAAACUUCUUGAAACCUCACACUCCUAAUGUGGAUCAUUCUACUCUCGCCAGAUCUGCUAUCUUCUCCGUCACAUACCCUUCCCCAGAUAUUUACCUUGUCAUCAAGAUUGAAAAGGUUCUCCAACAGGGAGAGAUCGGUGAAUGUGCUGACCCCUACAUGACACUGAGAGAAUGUGACUCAACAAAGAACAAAGACAAGCUUGAGAAGCUGCGAGGGCAGGCAGAGACAUUCUGCCAGAGGCUGGGCCGAUAUCGUAUGCCGUUUGCCUGGGCAACUGUUAACAUAAUGGAGGUCAUCUCCACUGCUACGAUAGACCGUGACGUCACAGACUCAGACAGCCUUAAAGGAGGUAAAUCCAGUAGCAUUGACCGUCGGGCAAUGCUUCCAAGGAGGAAUUCUGAACGUUUCAAUACAAUUGAUGAUCAAUUUUGCAACGUUUCUGCCUUCAAGCCGGCCACCAUCACAAUCAGCACCAUCUUUAAACAGGAGGGGGAUCGUUUGAGUGAUGAAGAUUUGCUCAAGUUUUUGUCUGAGAUCAAGAAAACCUCCACUCCUCAGAGGAGAGUCAAGACAAUACCAGGUUCCAUAAAACUGGACAUGUCUCCAAUCCACGACACACCACACGCAUGUUUGUCCCCUGAGCUCAUCCCUCUGAUACCGGUGGCUGAGAAGAACAUCCGGCCAAUCAAAGAAGUGCUGGAGUUCCCAUCCAGUGAGGUUUAUGUCCCUCACAACAUUUACAGGAACCUGCUCUAUGUCUACCCCCAGAGGCUAAACUUUGUCAACAGGCUUACAUCAGCAAGAAACAUCACUAUCAAGAUGCAGUUUAUGAGCGGAGAGGACCUGAGCUGUGCCCUGCCUGUCAUUUUUGGGAAAUCAAGUGGCCCUGAAUUUUUAAAGGAAGGCUACAACCCUGUUACCUACCAUAACAAGUCCCCAGACUUCUACGAGGAGGUGAAGCUGGCUCUUCCAGCCCGUCUGACAGAGCGACAUCACCUGCUGUUCACGUUCUACCACAUCAGCUGCCAGCAGAAACAGAACCAGAGUGGCAGCUGCGAGACGCUCAUUGGAUAUUCAUGGCUGCCCAUGCUGAAUAAUGACCGACUGCAGACUGGUCAGUUCUGUCUGCCCAUCGCCUUGGAGCGACUACCUCCCAACUAUUCACUGCACACACCUGAGAGACUUCCUCCACAGAACCCUCCGGUCAAGUGGAUGGAGAGUCAUAAAGGUCUUUUCAACCUUGAGAUCCAAGCUGUGUCUUCUGUACACACACAGGACAACCACCUGGAGCGGUUUUUCACCCUCUGCCAUGCUCUUGAGGGAGGAGCUACAUUCCCGCUGCGGGUCAGGGAGGAGAAGAUUCCAGAAAACAAGCUGGAGCAUGAGCUGAAGCUCAGCAUCAUCUCCCUGUCCUCCUCCAGACUAGAGCCUCUGGUUCUCUUCCUCCAUCUGGUGCUAGAUAAACUCUUCACCCUCAUCAUGCAGCCCAUGGUCAUCGCUGGCCAGACCGCUAAUCUGGCCCAGAUAGCCUUCGAGUCAGUGGUGUCUAUUGUCAACAGUCUUCAUAACAGUCAGGAGCUGAUCAGGGACCAGCAGGGUAGGAACAGCCUCUUGGCAACCUACCUUUACUGGGUGUUUCGUCUGCCUGACCCCCCUCGAGAAGCACAGAAUGCAGAUUUAGGGAAUAUACCAUCGGCAGAGAGCCGAUACAGCACCAUGGGUCGGGCCACAGCAGCCACAGUCGGCUCUAUGCUUCUUGAAUCCAGAAUCCGCAGCAGCAGUAACCCUGACAUCCCCGCUCCACACACUUCUGCUGAAGAUGCUGAGGUCAAAAACAUCCUCUCUUCCAAGGGCCACAACAACCCAGGCAGCCGCAUGUCCACCAUUGUGGACUUAAACAACCACCAGAACUCCACAGGAAACACCAGGCCCUCCAACAGAAAGCAGUUUCAUGAGGAGUUGGCCCUGCAGAUGGUGGUCAGCACUGGGGUCUGCAGAGAGAAUGCUUACAAAUAUGCCUGGUUCUUCUUUGAGCUGCUGGUGAAAAGCAUGGCUCAGCAUGUGUCUGAGUUGGACAAGCAGAAUGUCCCUAGGAGAAGCCGUUUCUCUGACCGAUUUAAAGAUGACAUCACCACCAUUGUUUCAGUGGUCACAGCUGAGAUCGGGACCAUCCUUGUAAAACAACAAAAGGAAGUAGAGCAAGCAGAGAAAGUCAACAUCAGCCUGGCAUUCUUCCUCUACGACCUGCUUUCUCUCAUGGACCGAGGAUUUGUCUUUCAGCUGGUAAAAAACUACUGCAACCAGAUGUCAGCUAAGAGUGUGUCAAUGCCGACAUUGAUCAGCAUGCGUCUUGAGUUCCUGCGAAUCUUGUGCAGUCACGAGCACUACCUCAACCUGAGCCUGUUCUUCAGCGGCCCUGCCUCCGCUCCUGGGUCACCGUGUCCCUCUAUCUCCUCACAGAGUUCCAGCUCGUGUAGUUUCCAGGAGCAGCAGAGGAUCCUGGGGCUGUUUGAGCUUUCUCAGGAAUUCAAACAGCAGCACUACCUCACCGGUCUGCUGCUCACAGAACUCAGUGCUGCCCUAGACAUGGAGUCAGAGGGGGGAAAGGUCCAGAGAAAGGCUAUCAAUGCAAUCUACAGCCUGCUGUGCUCCCAUGAUCUCGACCAUCGCUGUAUUAAACCUGAGGUCAGAGCUAAGGUGGCUGCUCUUUACCUCUCCCUGGUUGGGAUUAUUAUUGACUCCACCAACUACCUGGACUUCACAGUUACUGACACGCGCGGUGGGAAAAACAAGACGGGCGGACCUGAGGAUGACCUUGAAAAUGUCCCACCCAUCAAUCAGUCUGUUGCCAUGGCGAUUGCCGGGAAUCCCUUCAACACGCUCGGACGGAAUGCACUCGUUUCCAUGGCAUCUAUGCAAGGUAAAUCCAUAGCCACCCUGGCAGCUGACACCAGUCGCCACCUGUUGGUGUGUUUCCUGUGGGUGAUGAAGAACGCAGAUAAGAGUCUGAUUCAGCGCUGGACUAUAGAUAUGCCUCCCUCACAGCUCAACAAGCUGCUGGAGCUCCUCACUAUCUGUGUAUCCUGCUUUGAGUAUGGGGGAAAGCAGAGCGGUGACAAAGUGAGCACCCAGGCCCUGCAGAAAUCUCAGCAGGCCAAGCUGCAGCUGGAAGAAGCCUUGCUGAGAGGCAUGGGAGCCCGUGGAGAGAUGAUGAAACGAGUUGGAGGAAUGGAUAGGACCAUGGGUCAGCGAGAGAACCUACGAUGGAGGAAAGACCUCACUCAGUGGAGACAGACCAACGACAGACAGGAUAAGACUAAAGCGGAGUUGGACCAGGAGGCUAUUAUCAGUGGAAACUUAGCCACUGAGGCUAACCUUAUAGUGCUGGACCUGCUAGAAACCAUUGUGCAGGCAGUACCGUUGGCUGAAUGUAAGGACAGCAUGGUUGGCGGGGUUUUGAAGGUGUUACUUCACUCUCUCACCUGCAAUCAGAGUACCACUUUCCUCUCUCACACCUUCAGCACACUCAGAGCGCUUGUCGUUAAGUUUGGGGACCUGUUGUUUGAGGAGGAGGCAGAGCAGUGUGCAGACCUGUGCCAGAAGGUGCUUCAGUACUGCAGCAGUCCUCUGGAUGAGAACAGGAGUCAGGCCUGUGCCACCCUAUACCUCAUCAUGAGAUACAGCUACAGCAAUGCCAGUAACUUCUCAAGAGUGAAGAUGCAGGUCACCAUGUCUCUGGCCUCCCUGGUUGGCAAGUCCUCAGACUUCCAAGAGGAACACUUGCGGAGCUCACUGCGCACCAUCCUUGCCUACGCAGAGGAGGACACUGAGAUGCAGAACACUCAGCUGCCCUCACAGGUAGAUGAGCUUCUAAGAAACCUUAACAGUAUUUUGUCAGACACGGUGAAGAUGAGGGAGUUCCAGGAAGAUCCUGAGAUGCUCAUGGACCUCAUGUAUAGGAUAGCAAAGGGCUACCAGACGUCUCCUGACCUCCGUCUGACCUGGCUACAAAACAUGGCAGAGAAACACAACAACAGGAAGUGUUACACUGAGUCGGCUAUGUGUCUGGUACACGCUGCUGCACUGGUUGCCGAGUAUCUCAGCAUGCUGGAAGAUCACAAGUACCUGCCUGUUGGCAGUGUCACUUUUCAGAACAUCUCCCCCAACGUGCUGGAGGAGUCAGCAGUGUCGGAUGACAUCCUGUCCCCGGACGAGGACGGGGUGUGUUCAGGACGCUACUUCACUGAGAGCGGCCUGGUGGGAUUGCUCGAGCAGGCUGCUGAGCUCUUCAGCAAUGGUGGGCUCUUUGAGGCAGUAAAUGAGGUCUACAAGAUCAUCAUACCAAUUCUAGAGGCUCACAGAGAUUUCAGAAAACUGGCCUCCACUCAUGACAAACUGCAGAUAGCCUUUGAUAACAUCAUUAAGAAGGGCCACAAGAGGAUGUUUGGAACAUAUUUCCGGGUAGGUUUUUAUGGGGCCAAGUUUGGCGACCUAGACGAACGGGAAUUCAUUUACAAGGAGCCAGGGAUCACACAUCUGCCUGAGAUAUCACACAGGCUGGAGAAUUUUUACAGUCAGUGUUUUGGAGAAGACGCAUUUACGAUGAUCAAGGACUCCACACCAGUGGACAGAAAACAACUCAACCGCAACAAGGCCUAUAUCCAGAUCACCUACGUGGAGCCCUACUUCGAUGACUAUGAGAUGAAAGACCGGCUGACAAACUUUGAGAAGAACUUCAACCUGCGGCGUUUCAUGUACACCACUCCCUUCACCAAAAGCGGACGGCCGCGGGGGGAACUCAAUGAGCAGUACAAGAGAAAGACCAUCCUCACCACCAUGCAUGCCUUCCCCUACGUCAAGACUCGCAUCAACGUCAUCCAGAAAGAGGAGUUUGAUCUGACUCCUAUUGAAGUGGCCAUAGAAGACAUGCAGAAGAAGACAAGAGAGCUAGCAGUUGCCACACAUAGAGAGCAGCCUGAUGCUAAGAUGUUGCAGAUGCUGCUACAAGGCUCUGUGGGAGCAACUGUUAACCAGGGCCCAUUGGAGGUAGCCCAGGUCUUCCUGAAUGAGAUCCCAGCAGACCCGAAGCUCUUCCGUCACCACAAUAAACUGCGAUUGUGUUUCAAAGAGUUUAUAAUGAGGUGUGGUGAGGCAGUUGAGAAGAACAAGCACCUGAUCACUUUUGACCAGAAAGAGUACCAGCAGGAGCUGAAAAAGAACUAUAACCGCCUUAGAGAGAACCUGAGGCCGAUGCUGGAGAGGAAGAUUCCUGAGCUCUAUAAACCCAUCAUCAGGCCUCGGCUGGAGAACAGGGAUUCCUUCAAACGUCUAAGUUUCCGCAAAACUCAGGAGGAAAACUCCUGAGAUGCCAUGGCUUGUCUAAGAGUGAGCGCUAUGGAGAGGAAGGGGAGGUUGUCAAACAACUGUGACAGGAAAAGAGAAGAUGAGAUGAAAGAGGAGAACAAUGAGGAAAGGAGCUGCUGGUGGUACCUUUGCACUCCUCUGCGCUGGAGCAGUACUUUCUCUCCACAAUAGAGGAGUCUUAGUUUCUCAACAGUUCAGCAGUGUUUAUUAACGUCUGUUGAACGUCCACUUUUGAGAUUUUUUUGUUGUUUGUUACAGGAGGCAAAAUGGAGAGUGAGCACAUAAACAUAAGGAGGUGGGAAACUCAAGCAAAGUGUAGCUUAUGGAGCACUUCACUGUUAAAUCUUCAGAUGCUUUGGCUCUGUUGAUUUCUCUUUUUAUAUAAUGCAAGUCCUUACAAUGCUGCAAACGUUUCCUGUGGGUUGGUUCCUCUCUGUUGUCCUUGCUGGCCCAGGGCCUGUAUGUGUGCUAAUAAUGCUUAUGUCCUGUGUGUAUAUGUAUGUAAAUGUGUGAAUGGAUGUCUGUUUUUUUAAGGUAAUGUAUGGAGCAGAAAGUUGUUGGGGUCAUACUGAAGUCCCUUUGUACUUAAUAAUGAUAAAUGAUUCUGUUGUGUGCUAAAAUGCCUCUGAAAUUCCACUCUGGGGGUGUCUAGGCAUGAAAUGGAUGGGAUGGAUUUUUGCACUGGAGAUAUAGACACACUUUCCAGUGUUAGCAGUUGAGGCCAUUAUCAUCUUAAUAUUGUAAUAAAUACAGUAACUGGCCAUGUAGCUAAUGGAAGAGUUUAACUUAUUGAGAGUUAUCUGAUGUAAUUACACAGGAGGCAGAUAGACUUAUCUGAAACUUUUCUUUAAUCCACAUUUUGUAUAGUAGAGGUAUUAUGACGGAUCGUUAAGAUGUUUACAAAGUAUGACAAAACAGUUUUGCUUUACAAUUUGAUGGAAAUGUGUUUUUAGGUAAAUAACAGCAAUAAAGGAUUCAGUGACUAAGCUGUAACAAUCUCAGUGUAUGUUCUAUUAGCUUCAGUACCUGUUUGUAAAUAGUCCACUUCAUACAAUAGACACAGUGCCAAAUUGAAUUCCUUACUUACUUACUAAGGAACUGAGAUACUUAACGAGAAAUGUAACAUUUCGUCACUCCACAUAUCUGUGCUUUGCAUUGUGAAUUAUGUUUACUCCAUAUGUCUGAAUAAAUCCCAGAGGAGAAAUGUACUAAAUCUUUGGCGUAUUGGCAAUUUUAUUUGAUUUGACAUUCAUGAAAAAACUCAUAUCAUUGUUGUUAUGUUGCACCUCAUCAUGCAUUUUAGUAAUGAAAGCCUUUAUGCUCUGUUUCUAGGUACAUCUCUUAUUUUGUAACUGUAGAAUGUUGAAAAUGACUAAAUAAGAUAAUAAAAGUCAUACAGGGUGUGUAUUUAUUGUGAGUAUUAAUUCAAAUGUAUACCUAUUUUUGUAAUAUGCAAUACAUUGCUAAAAUGUGUAGAUAUAAAAUCUGUUUUGUAGGCACUGGAGACUGCAUUUAUGCUUCUUUAUCUUUACAUCAUACCUGUUUUGUUUCAUUAAACGUGGAUUUUCGGUGUCAUGCAUAGCCAACAAUGCUGUCGAAGCACCUGAAUAAAAUCUAAUAUGCACAUUUGUCA